AUGCCUGUCGAAUUUAUCAGCAUCAGCUUCCCCAACGCCUCCAAUGAGAUCAACCCGAUCCCUGGCGCCGGGGUUGACCCCGACUUCCUCGUGCGCUACUCCAAGGCGCUCGACGACUACGGAUUCAACUACACCCUGAUCCCCUACGGCUCCGAGUCAUUUGACCCCUUCACUCUUGGCGCAACAGUCCUUGCCCACACCAAGAACAUCACCGUGAUCAUCGCCCUCCGCCCCAACACUGUCUACCCCACAGUCGCUGCCAAGUCCCUCGCUACUCUAGACCAGCUCAGCAAGGGCCGCGUGGUUGUUCACUUCAUCGCCGGUGGCAGUGACGCCGAGCAGGCCAAGGAGGGUGACUUCCUCAACAAGGAGGAGCGUUACGAGCGCCUCGAGGAGUAUAUCAAGAUCCUCCGUCGCGCCUGGUCAUCGACUGAGCCUUUCGACUGGGAGGGCAAGCACUACCAGUUCAAGCAGUUCGUCAGCCGCGUCAAGCCCACAAAGGGAACCAUCCCCGUCUCGGUCGGUGGCUCAUCCGACUCUGCCUACCGUAUCGGUGGCUCCCUCGCCGAUAUCUUCGGUCUCUGGGGCGAACCUCUCAAGGAGACCAAGGAGCAGAUCGAUCGCAUCUACGCCGAGGCCGACAAGGCCGGCCGUGCUCCCACUGAUCGUCCCCGUAUCUGGGUCACCUUCCGCCCUAUUAUUGCCGAGACAGAUGACCUUGCUUGGGCCAAGGCGCACCGAACUCUAGACGCCCUGAAGGGCAACAGGGAGAAGGGCGUGGGACUCGUCCCUGCUAAUGCCCCUCCUCCCGCCAACGUUGGCUCCCAGCGCCUGCUGGAGAUCGCCGCUCGCGGUGAGGUCCAGGACCGAGCUCUGUGGUACCCUACCGUGACAGCUACCAAUGCCCGUGGUGCGUCCACUGCUCUGGUAGGAAGCUAUGAGACCAUCAAGGAGUCACUUCUUGACUACGUUGAUCUCGGCGCCGACUUGAUCUCUAUCCGAGGUUAUGACAACUUCAACGACGCCGUUGACUACGGCCGAUAUAUUUUACCUCCUGUUCGUGAGGAACUGGCGAAGCGAGCAGCGGAAGCCAAAAAGUAG
Clonostachys rhizophaga is the source of this 1101-nucleotide messenger RNA. The record is from the annotation of a GenBank genome assembly. Lineage: Eukaryota; Fungi; Ascomycota; Sordariomycetes; Hypocreales; Bionectriaceae.